Plectropomus leopardus (leopard coralgrouper) is the source of this 2408-nucleotide messenger RNA. Its product is annotated as receptor-type tyrosine-protein phosphatase V-like. Gene Ontology annotation, molecular function: protein tyrosine phosphatase activity. The record is from RefSeq and is a predicted model, not a curated record. Lineage: Eukaryota; Metazoa; Chordata; Actinopteri; Perciformes; Serranidae. Gene Ontology annotation, biological process: protein dephosphorylation.
CCGUGUUGUGUGUUGGGCUGUUCUUGUCAAGUAUGUUGCUAUUUUAUAAUAUGUGCAGGACAUACAUUUAAACUGGAAUGUAUCAUUUUCUUGGUUAAAAUACACAAAAAAGCUGAAUUCAACUAUAAAUAGAUGCAAAUAUGUGUUUGUUAAAGCACCUAACUCAUACAUGUGCGAUACAGCUGUUUUCUCAUCUGUAAGUGUUUUUCUCUGGUGUCACAUACCACUGUUCAGGAGGAAAACAUUAUAACAUGCAGGGGGAGGGGAAAACAAAAGGUAGACACAAUGUUCUCAGCCACUCAUUUUCACUUUUUUGAUCAAUUAUCCAUUGAUUUAUUGGUUUAAGUGUGUAAAAGUUUACUUUAUGUGACAGGAUUUGGUUUCUUCUCCAUAGCACCAUCCCUGAAAUCCUUCCUGCAUCAUUCAACACCCUGAGGUCCAGCUAAAUUUGUGUUUAAGUACGAGAUUGGACACAAAAAAGACAUGAGGGUGCAACCUGUCUCAAGAGCCCAAAUGCUGCAGGAGUUUCAUUUUCGAUGCCAAACACUCACAGCCAAUGACUACAGAGGAUUUAAACAGGAGUUUGAGGAGCUGGAAAAAGUUGGCAAAGACCUCCCGUCCAGAGCGGGGGACUUGCCGGCCAACAGAGAAAAGAACAGAUACCCCUACAUACUGCCAUAUGAUCACUGUCGCGUGAGGCUGUCUGUUCAAAACUCCCAACCGCACACUGACUACAUCAAUGCAAAUUUUGUGCCUGGUGGAGGAUCAGAAAGAGACUUUAUCUGCACCCAGGGUCCUUUGCACAACACCACUGCUGACUUCUGGAGGAUGGUGUGGGAGCAAAACGUCAGGAUAAUCGUCAUGGUGACAGCGCUGAGACACAAGGACAUAGUGCUCUGUGAUAAGUAUUGGCCACUGGAACAAGGGACAGUUUAUCAUGGACUGAUCCAAGUGACAACAGUGACCCGCAAACAAGGUCCAGAUUAUUUUAUCACCACCAUUAACCUCAGACAGAGAGACUGUCCAACAGACAGGAUAAUCACACACUAUUACUACCCAACCUGGCCGGACCGAGGCGUCCCUAAAGACACAUCCUCGCUCUGUGCCUUUACUGAACAUGUGCGACUGAAACUGGAAGAAAUUCCACGACUGGGGCCGGCUGUGGUGCACUGCAGUGCAGGUGUUGGGCGUUCAGGUACAUUUGUGACAUUGUUGUGGCUGAUGCAGCUGUGUGUGAGGGGCAUCCAGCCUGAUAUCAGAGCUGCUGUGGAGGAUUUACGACUACAUCGAAUGUGGAUGGUCCAGAAUCUGGAGCAGUACAUAUUUGUUCAUCAUUGUCUGCUGCACUGGCUCAGUAAAGGAACCUCAGCACGGCCACAAAUUCAGGGAGCCGAUUCAAAAAUUAACCAGCACAUGCAAGAACAACCCCGCAGCUCCUCUGGACGGGGGAGCCGAACUGGGAGGAGAAGACAUCACCAUCAGCGACAGACACCUCCGUCAGACCAACCGCAGAACACAGUGCAGCAGAUUUUUCACCCUGGGAAGCUGCUGAGGAGGUUACUGCCUUCCUCGUCACUGUUUAAUCCAGGCUCACACGCCUCCUGAACUCAAAUUGUAAAGCUAAGAACAAAAAACAAGCAAGACUAAAAAAAAAACCCAAUCAUGCAUGCCCUCAUACAGCAUCUAAGACAUCAGAAAUAAUGCUGUGUGUGCUGUAUGUGAUGAGCCCUGCAGGCGGAAAACUGGCCUGACAACAUGCAAAUACAUGCUGGUGAGGAACCACAGACGCAGCAGAUUCUAUUGAUAAGAGAAGAAAAAAAAACCUGCCAUUCAAGUCAAACCUGAUCCUCCACUGGGACAAUGACAAGGCUGCUCCCUGUGCAGGCAGUUAAAUACUGAGGUUUUCUCACACAUGUGGAAUGCAACUAAGGACAUUAACUCAAGAACUGUACUUAUAUACGGUUUUUAGUUACUUUUACUUUACGCGAGUAUUCUAUUUUUGUUACUUUAUACUUCUACUCCACUGCAUCUCAGAGGGAAAUAUUGUACUUUUUACUCCACUACACUUGUUGUAACAUUGGUUACUUUGCAGAGUAUUAACACGAAACAUAAAUCAACUAACAUUGAUGUAUUAUUCUAGAUAAAGCUACCCAGCAGUAUUAGAAAGUUAUUUAAAUGAGUCCCACCUUUACCAGCUGCAGCGUUAAAGUGAUGUAUUCAUUAAUGCAUCAAUAAAUAUAAUCUAAUAAUAUAUACUAUUCAGGAAUGGCUCAUUCUGCAGGAGUACUUUUACUUCUGGUGCUUUAUAGUUUUAUGAUAAUACUUUUGUACUUGUAACAGAGCAUUUCUACACGAUAAAGUGAUACAUGUACACGCUAAAUCUGCAUGAUAAAGAGCUAGAGUAAAAA